This is a messenger RNA of Symbiodinium natans, 816 nucleotides long. Lineage: Eukaryota; Dinophyceae; Suessiales; Symbiodiniaceae. The record is from the annotation of a GenBank genome assembly.
AUGCGAAAGAAUAGGAAGACACAGCUGGUGCCCAGAAUAGUAAAUAGAUUGGACAAGCAGGAAUUUCAGGACUAUAGGGGUUCUUGUUCACUCGCUUUCCUCUUCUCGCAUCAUUUCAUACGCCAAGUUCUGCCACGGGCCAUGAAGAAGCCAAGUUCAUCCAGUGCCGUCUUGAAGGGGGGCUCGGGAAAGAUCAUGAAGGCCAUGAAGGCCAUGAAGGCCAUGAAGGUUGACAGUUCUCGCACAGCGAAGGGCAAAGCCAAGGCGAAAGCCAAGGCCAAGGCGAAAGCCAAGGCCAAGGCCAAGGCCAAGGUCAAGGCCAAGGCCAAGGCCAAGGCCAAGGCCACGGCGGACAAAGAUCCCCGAGAAGAGGCCAUUUGGAUGUGCCAGCAGCUUUCGGAUGGAAAGCUGAAUCCUGAAAGUCUUAAGGGAGGCUAUGUGCUUCUCAGGAAUGAGGCCAAGAAGUGGGUGAACUCGCCCCAAAAUAAGAAGCUGGUGGAUCGUUUGAAGCAACCGGCGGAGAAUUGGUAUCAUUUCAUGUUCGCAUAUGUGUGCGGCUUCAUGAUGGAUGGCACCCUUGAAAUUGAGAGGCAGUACAAGGUCCUUUUCUCAGAUGAGAAAGACAAGCACUUCUUCUCUUGUGGCUUGGAGAGGGGCCAUUUCAUUCGAGAUGCGGCCAAUCUGUUCUUCGAGUUCCUGCAAGCUUACAAAGUGAGUGAUUUCGAGGCUGCCAUCAAGGGUGAAUCUUCUGACAUGAAGUUGCUGGAGAACUUGUUGGUUGAAUAUGCACACCUGCCACAAGACACUUUAGCAUGA